UAAACAAUAACAAAAGCGAUUCGUUCCUUUAAAAAUUUGAAAAAUUUCAAUAAAAUUGAAUACAAAUGCAAUAAAUCCACAAAAUCUCCGAUGGAAAUCGCUAAACUGCAAUGUCGUGCAUGUUUGAGUGCUGAAACCGCCACGCGAAAACACAAAUCUUUAUCAGAAAAUGGCUUAAGUGAUAUUUUCCGGGACUUGACGCAAAUUCAGAUUAGUGAAGUGUCAACAUUUACCAAAGUGUGUUUGAAGUGUGUCAAACAGUUGAAGAGCUUUUCCGAGUUUCGUGAACAGUGUCUCGAAUCAAAUAAAUAUUUUGAAGAUGUUCUUAAUAAUCCAACAAAGGUUUUAGUGAAAGAUGAAAACCAAGAUUUGGAUGUUGAAGUGAAAGAUGAGCCUGAAGUUCAUUCCGAAAGUGAUGAUAAACUCAAAAUUGAGCCUGAAGAAGAUUCUGAAUCCAAUGAAGAAAGUGAAGAUGAACCAUCAAAAAAGUCUAAAAACAUCACAAAACGAGGUCCAUACAAGAAAAAAUCCAAAAACAGCGAAGAAAAAGCAGUUCCCGCGCUUUUGUUUUGCAAAAAUUGUCCCGAUAAAAUUUUCACCAACAAAUACUAUUUUCGGCAACAUCUUAAAAGUCACAAUGAAGGUCCUUACGAAUGUCACUUCUGCGGUCGAAAAUAUCACAAAAAGAGCUUUUUGCAUGGGCAUAUCGACCGGAAUCACAUUGAAAAGGAUUUCGCUAAGAAGGGAGAUUUUGCGUGUCAUUUAUGUGAACGUCGCUACUUGACCGACUUCCGUUUGAAACAACAUUUGGGAAUUCAUAGACUGAAAGAGAAAGCUUGUCCCUUUUGUGGAAAGUUAACUCGACACUUGACAUCUCACUUAUUAAAACAUGAACAACCCGCCGAGCGAUUUCAGUGCGAUAAAUGUGAGAAAAAUUACAAAUCCGAGAAACAUUUGCAACUUCACGCGAUCGUUCAUGAAAACAAACUUUUUCCAUGUGCGCAGUGCGGAAAAGCCUUCAACACCCCCGAAAAAGUUCAAGCUCACAUGCGAAAUAUGCACAACCCGAAUAGACCAACUUUUGAAUGCUCCGUUUGUCAUAAACAUUUUUACUAUCGAAAGUACUUGACAGGUCACAUGCGAAUGCACACAGGCGAAAAACCCUAUCAAUGUUCAUAUUGCGACAUGAGUUUCGCGGUGCGGAAUAAUUUGACGAAGCAUUUGCAUGUGCAUAUGAAUACCAAACCCUACAUGUGUAAAUAUUGCAAUUAUGGGACACGGAGGAAGCCACAAUUUUUGGAGCAUUUGCGACAGAAUCAUCUGGAGGAACAAAAGUUGGAAGAGGCUGCUACUGUUCCUCCCGUGAUUGUUAGCAGUAAAGGGUAGUUUAGGAAAUUUUGAAAUAAAAAAU
Culicoides brevitarsis is the source of this 1411-nucleotide messenger RNA. RefSeq names its product zinc finger protein 470-like. The record is from RefSeq and is a predicted model, not a curated record. Gene Ontology annotation, molecular function: DNA-binding transcription factor activity, RNA polymerase II-specific; zinc ion binding; RNA polymerase II transcription regulatory region sequence-specific DNA binding. The transcript has 3 exons. Gene Ontology annotation, biological process: regulation of transcription by RNA polymerase II. Gene Ontology annotation, cellular component: nucleus. Bases 91 to 1386 code for a protein of 431 amino acids. Lineage: Eukaryota; Metazoa; Arthropoda; Insecta; Diptera; Ceratopogonidae.